Diaporthe citri is the source of this 1527-nucleotide messenger RNA. RefSeq lists its product as uncharacterized. Gene Ontology annotation, molecular function: pyridoxal phosphate binding. Lineage: Eukaryota; Fungi; Ascomycota; Sordariomycetes; Diaporthales; Diaporthaceae. The transcript has 2 exons. Bases 1 to 1527 code for a protein of 508 amino acids. Gene Ontology annotation, biological process: GABA catabolic process. The record is from RefSeq and is a predicted model, not a curated record. Gene Ontology annotation, cellular component: mitochondrion.
AUGUCCGCCCUCCGGACGCUGUCACGGCGCACUGCGUCAAGCUCUGUCCGCCUCGUCUCGUCUCGUUUCGCCUCUCCCGCCCUCUCUCUGUCCAGCAGGUCAUUCUCAGUCUCCGCCAGUAACAUGGGCCGCUUCGAUGGUGUCGAGCCCAGCGCUCCCUCGGUCAAGACGGCUAUUCCUGGCCCAAAGGCCAAGGAGCAGAUCGCCGACCUGGACAAGGUCUUCGACACGAGGAGCUUGAACAUGCUCACCGACUACAAGUCCAGCAUUGGCAACUACAUCGCAGACCCGGAUGGGAACGUCCUCCUUGAUGUGUAUGCGCAGAUCGCAUCUAUCCCCGUGGGAUACAACAACCCUCACUUGAUCGAGACCAUGAAGAGCCAGGCCGUGGUCAGCUCUCUGGUCAACAGGCCCGCCCUGGGCAACUUCCCUCCAAACGACUGGGCCGAGAUCCUGCGGUCCGGCAUCCUCAAGGUGGCCCCCAAGGGCCUGGACCAGGUGUUCACGGCCAUGGCUGGGUCAGACGCCAACGAGACGGCUUACAAGGCGGCCUUCAUGUGGAAGCGCCAACAGCAGCGUGGCGGCGCCCACGUUGAGUUCACCGAGGAGGAGCUGAACUCGUCCAUGAACAACUCGUCCCCCGGUGCCUCGGAGCUGUCCAUCCUCUCCUUCAAGACCGCCUUCCACGGCCGUCUAUUCGGCUCGCUCUCCACCACCCGCUCCAAGCCCAUCCACAAGCUCGACAUCCCCGCCUUCGACUGGCCCCAGGCUACCUUCCCCCUGCUCAAGUACCCCCUGGAGGAGCACGUCGAGGAGAACCGCAAGGCUGAGCAGGCCUCGCUGGCCGAGGUCGAGCACCUCCUCACGACCUGGCACCUGCCCCCGUGCGCCGUCAUCGUCGAGCCCAUCCAGUCCGAGGGUGGCGACAACCACGCGUCGCCCGAGUUCUUCCAGGGCCUGCGCGAGGUGACCAAGAAGCACGACGUGCUCCUGAUCGUGGACGAGGUGCAGACGGGCGUGGGCGCGACGGGCAAGUUCUGGGCGCACGAGCACUGGAACCUGGCGACGCCGCCGGACAUGGUGACGUUCUCCAAGAAGGCGCAGACGGCGGGCUACUACUUUGGCAACCCGGAGCUGCGGCCCAACAAGCCGUACCGGCAGUUCAACACGUGGAUGGGCGACCCGGUGCGGGCGAUCCUGUUCCGGGCCAUCAUCGAGGAGGUCGAGAAGCACGGCCUCGUGGAGCAGACGGCGCGCGUCGGCAACUACCUGUACGGCAAGAUCGCGGCGCUGGGCGACAAGUACCCGGGCCAGUUCGCCAACCUGCGCGGCAAGGGCCAGGGCACCUUCAUCGCGUUCGACAACCCCAAGCGCGACGAAUUCCUCAAGAAGGCCAAGACCCUCGGCAUCAACAUCGGCGGGUCCGGCGCGAGCGCCGUGCGGCUCAGGCCGAUGCUGACGUUUGAGGAGAAGCACGCAGACAUCCUGGUCGAGGCCCUGGAGAAGAUCGUUACGUCAUUGCAGUAA